Molecule: messenger RNA, 1665 nt
Organism: Haliotis rufescens (red abalone)
Lineage: Eukaryota; Metazoa; Mollusca; Gastropoda; Lepetellida; Haliotidae
Exons: 13
Coding region: 84-1532 (482 amino acids)
Source: RefSeq, a predicted model, not a curated record
ACUUCCCGUGGACAAGUUCAGUCGAGAAUACAAAAGUUCACCAUCCAGAGACGACAUUGACAGCGAAACACAAAGUUUGAGAGAUGGUAGGUGACAAACUAUGGCUUCUUGGGCUGCUGGUUCAUCUAUCUCUGGGAUCUUCGGCACCAGAUGAAGUUCCAGAUGCUCCGCAACUCAAAUCGACCUGUCCAAAGGGGUGGACACAGGACGGACGAAACUGCUUCACUGUCAAUGAAGAAACGGUCGAUUUUAGGGGCGCGGCCGUUGCCUGUAACGGAAGCGUUGGAAGCAUUCGCAACAUGGAGCAGAACAUCAUCCUUAAGGGAAUUAUAAAGGAACCCACAUGGAUACAUGUACAGUAUAUAAGUGAUUACGGCUGGGUUGAACCUGGAGAGCACGCAUCGCUUCUCAACUUCUCAAACCCAAAAGAAACCAUCAACCGGUCCGGCCUUUACAAAUGCGGUCUGCUGACCCCCGAGGGCACCUGGGAACUUGACGACUGCAGAGGAUCGGAGCACCCAAGUCUUUGUCAAAGGUCUCUGGAAUGUGAGGACGGCUGGUUUGGAGACAAAUGCAUGGACAGAUGCCACUGUUUCACCCCUGGCUGUAACAGCAGCUCUGGGGAGUGUUCCCACGGCUGCAAGGUGGGCUGGACAGGGCCAAGCUGCAAUAUACGUCAAAAGAAGACUGAAGCCAGGUAUCACUGUAUGCGGGAUGGUGAAGACCAGUAUCAUAUGAUUCUGAAAGUUGAUAAUCAUGGCAUCAACUUUCGCAGCGUUAACGCCCUUACCCCCGAUGGCUCGAUCAGCCAAACAUGUUCAAAGGCCAAUUUCACCAUCAACGAAGAUGGUCCGAUGUUGACAUACAUCCAUGGAAACGACACGCAAUUCUCCCCCGAUUGUUCUGCACAAAAGGUUGAUGACACUGAUCCCGUCUAUGAAUGGACGUUUCGUUUGCAACAAGUUGACGGCGUGCUGUCUCCCUAUGACACGGAUGUCAAAGUUAGAUGCAACUUCACUGAUGCUGAUAAGAUGAUUAUCUCUACACCACCUGUGCACGUAAAAAGGAAAACACAACCCCGAGAAGAAAUCGCCCCAAAUCACGUCUCUACCAAUGUGGUGAUCGUGGAUGCUAAGAGUGGGGAGGAGGUCAGCCAUGUGGCCCUUGGUCAGGAGAUCCAGAUGGAGGUUCCUGUCCCCCAACAGAACUCGACAGAUGACAGGUCUGUGAUCGGCCUUCUCUCACCCCGGAACUGUGAAGCAAAAAGUCCUGACGGUCAAUUUGUGAAAAAGAUCACGGAUUCAGAAGGAUGCGAUGUUUUCGGGUCAAAGUCGGGCGAGUUCACCCUGAAAGGCCAAGAAGGCGAGGAAAGACGUAUGCGUUCGAAUGCGUUCAGCGCUUUCGCUUUUUCUGGAUAUUCAUCCUUGAUCUUCAGCUGUGACCUCAAACCUUGCUAUAAUCCAAUUCUCCAAAACUGCAUUUCACCAUGUAGACGUGGCCGCCGAUAUGGCCGGUCUUCUGAUGAUCCUUAAACUACUCAUCGCGCCAGCAAGGUCAGUGAGGUCUCGUAUUGAGGACUAAGGAUCGAUAGAAGGAUGUACUAAGAUGCCGCAAAGUUCCAUACUACUGUAUCAGCUUAAGCAAAUAAAUUUGAUAAUUUCCUAA